This is a messenger RNA of Cryphonectria parasitica EP155, 855 nucleotides long. RefSeq lists its product as uncharacterized. Bases 1 to 855 code for a protein of 284 amino acids. Gene Ontology annotation, molecular function: protein-lysine N-methyltransferase activity. The transcript is spliced from 4 exons. The record is from RefSeq and is a predicted model, not a curated record. NCBI's taxonomy places the organism in Eukaryota, Fungi, Ascomycota, Sordariomycetes, Diaporthales, Cryphonectriaceae.
AUGUUAGAACCCCCCUCAUCCCGCAAAUGUGCUGCAUUCAAACAGUCACUGACCCUUCACCGCCCAUGGGUUCUUCUCCUUGGUAGAACCCUUUCCUCGCACGCCCUCGACGCGCUCAAGGAGUUCUACACUGAGCGCGACGAGCGCGCCAAGCAGUUCGAGCAGCUCAAGGCCGAGGCUGAGGAUAAAGCGGCUGCUGCUGCUGGCGGCCAUGGAGCAGGCAGCUCUACGACGACAACCGCGGCGGCCUCGCUGAAGUAUCCUCUAUCCAUGGACACGUUUGGCGAGGAUUGGAACGAGAGCCAGUUUUGGUACUCCGAUGAGACGGCAACACUCCUCGGACACAAACUCCUUGACGGCGCCACGGCGGACACCAAGAUCGCCAUCGUGAGCGCCCCGAGCGUAUUCGUCGCGCUCAAAAACAUUUUGGCAUCACAGCCCCCCGAGAUGCCGAAGCCAUCCCUCACACUGCUAGAGCACGACCACCGCUUCGGCGUGUUCCCUGAAUUUGUCUUUUAUGAUUUCAUGCAGCCCGUCAAGUUGCCCGGCACUAUAGACCGUCUUAUAGUCGACCCGCCCUUCCUCUCCGAGGACUGCCAGACCAAGGCGGCUCUGACGGUACGGUGGAUGGCCAAGGCUGCGUCCCCAGAGACCAGGCUCAUCCUGUGCACCGGCGAGCGCAUGGAGGGGCUCGCGACGAGACUCUACAAGGCCUUUGGACUGCGGACGACGACGUAUGAGCCCGUUCAUGCCAGGGGUCUGAGUAAUGAGUUUUACUGUUACGGUAAUUUUGAGUGCGCGGAGUGGAAAUUCAGGGGUGGCGAGGCUGGUGGCGUGAAAGAGGAGGGCCGAUAG